This is a messenger RNA of Coccinella septempunctata (seven-spotted ladybird), 699 nucleotides long. Its product is annotated as glycine-rich protein-like. The record is from RefSeq and is a predicted model, not a curated record. Bases 229 to 606 code for a protein of 125 amino acids. NCBI's taxonomy places the organism in Eukaryota, Metazoa, Arthropoda, Insecta, Coleoptera, Coccinellidae. The transcript has a single exon.
AUUUACCACGUAUUGUACGCAAUAAUCAAGGAGCCUUAAAAAAUUUGAUGAAUGUAACAAAAAAUGUUACAGUUCCAUUCCUCAAGAUUAUUCAUAAUUGAGUUGAAUAUUUCGACAUAGGACUCAACCGAGGCCGCCAUCCAUGCGUAACAACCUUUGUUUUUCGUCAACUAAUUUAAGUUCAAGUACAUAUUACGGGAGAAUUGCUUUAUUGUUCGAUUCCUCAAAAUGGGGUAUAAAUACUUUGACUGGAUCCUUAAAAAUCAUAGUUCACUGCGACAUCGCAAAACCAACAACAAAUAUCUCAAAAUGUUCAAGUUUGUUCUACUUCUCGCCCUCGUAGCUUAUGUGGCUGCAGCUCCAGGAUAUCUUGUUGGCGGCUACGGUAUUCCCGCAGCUACGAGCUACAGCUCCAGGAUCGAUUAUCCUUCACCUGUGAUUGCAAAGACUGUGGUUGCAGCGCCUGUGGUUUCAUCCUAUGGCUUAGGAUAUGGAGGACAUUAUGGCAGUGUAGGCUACCCCUAUGGAAGUGGGUUGUAUUACAGUAACGACUUAGGAUAUGGACAUGGCUUGGCUCAUGGAUAUGGCUACGGUAGUCUAUAUUGAUCUGGAAGCUACGACUCGAAGUCCAAGAAUCCUUUUGUGAAAAAUGUAAAUAAGUUCAGCCAAUUAAAUAUGUUUUAAAUGAAAAAUCCAAUG